Molecule: messenger RNA, 3945 nt
Organism: Gadus morhua (Atlantic cod)
Lineage: Eukaryota; Metazoa; Chordata; Actinopteri; Gadiformes; Gadidae
Gene: oc90
Product: otoconin 90
Exons: 19
Coding region: 683-3568 (961 amino acids)
Biological process (GO): lipid catabolic process; phospholipid metabolic process; arachidonate secretion
Molecular function (GO): phospholipid binding; calcium ion binding
Source: RefSeq, a predicted model, not a curated record
CCUCUGAGGCAGGACGGGGCACAUGCCUGGGCAGGGGCCACCCGACACCCAGGGGCCCCACACCAUCAAGGGGCCCCUGGGGCAGUCUGACGAGAGCUGAUAAAGCUCAGGUGGGGUGUGGUUCCAGAGUAGUGCACUCACCUGUAGGCCCCCGGAGGAGAGAAGAACCAUAUACCUGUGGCCCCUGAGGAGAGAGGAAACAUCUACCUGUGGCCCCUGAAGAGAGAAGAACCAUAUACCUGUGGCCCCUGAAGAGAGAGGAACCAUCUACCUGUGGCCCCUGAGGAGAGAAGAACCAUAUACCUGUGGCCCCUGAAGAGAGAGGAAACAUCUACCUGUGGCCCCUGAAGAGAGAGGAAACAUCUACCUGUGGCCCCUGAAGAGAGAGGAAACAUCUACCUGUGGCCCCUGAAGAGAGAGGAAACAUCUACCUGUGGCCCCUGAAGAGAGAGGAACCAUCUACCUGUGGACCCUGAGGUGAUCAGUGCAGGUUCUACUCUGCUCUAAGUGUGUCUUUAGAGGCUCCUGGUGCCCUCACAGGUCGGGACCCUGACCGGUCCCUCCGGCGGCCUGUUGGCUCCACUCCGGUCCGGCCGUUGUCUGGAGCAUGACCCCUGGUUGAGCCUGAAGGACGCCACGCUGCAACCGAGCCCAGACCGGCCGUACCACGGUGCCAGACGCCAUGUUCCUCCCCCAAUGGAUGCUCCUGCUGGCGGCGGCGGUGGCCAGAGGCUCCGCCCAGACCUCCGUCUUCUGCACCGACCCCACGACGACAGGCGAGCCAGAAGGCCUCCUCAUUGACUGCCUGGGCCUGAGGUUCACCUGGCUCCACUCCCUCCUGGGGAGCUUCCCCUCCCUGGUGAGCUUCGCGGCGCGGCUGCGCUGCGCGGGGGGGCUCUGUCUCCGCGACCUGGAGGACUACGGCUGCUGCUGCAGACACCGGGAGGCGGGGCCGCCCCUGGACCCCCUGGACAGCUGUUGUUUCCAACACAGGCGCUGUUACGAAACCGUCACUGCCACCCCCUGCUGGCAGGAGCUGCCCCCAGCGCUGGACAACCUCACCUGCUCCACCCUCAACACCACCUGUGAUGUGGGAGCGCCGUGCGCCCGGAGCUUCUGCGAGUGCGACGCGGCCGCCGUGGGGUGCCUGGCCCUGACCCCCUACAACGCCUCCCUGAGGAACCUUCCGGAAACCUCCUGCUCUGGCCUGGAACCAACUGGGAUGCUCUGGAACGCCAGCGGGAAUGCAGGUGGCGGGAACGCCAGCGGGAACGUCGGUGGGUACGCCAGCGGGAACAUCAGCGGGAAUGUCAGCGGGAACGUCAGCGGGAACGUCGGCGGGAACAAUGACAAUGUCACCUCUACCCCGGAAGCUGCAGGAAGUGAGUAUGACAAUGCGACGGGUCUUUCCUCCUAUCAGAACUCCACAGCCUUUAACUCCUCCUACCUGGACGAAGUGGACAGACUGCUCUCUUGGGACGCGGCAGCCGAGAACAGCAGUGACAUCACAGGUCUGGGCCAUGACAUCACAGGUCUGGGCCAUGACAUCACAGGUCUGGGCCUUGACAUCACAGGUCCGGGCCAUGACAUCACAGGUCUGGGCCAUGACAUCACAGGUCUGGGCCAUGACAUCACAGGUCCGGGCCAUGACAUCACAGGUCUGGGCCAUGACAUCACAGGUCUGGGCCAUGACAUCACAGGUCCGGGCCAAGACAUCACAGGUCUGGGCGGCGCCAGUGACCUCAUCAGCCCGCGCCCUGCCCCCCCGUCCCAGACUCCAGAGGAAGAGGAGGGUGAGCUGGAGGAAGAGGGGGCAUGGCCUCCCGCUGACUACCUCAGCAUCGUCAGUACAGCCCCGACUGGGAACCUCAGCCCCUCGCAGCACCGCCCGCCGCUAACCCAGCCCCCCGACGCACGGGGGCGUGACGUCGGAGGGCCCCCCGCUCCCUCGUCUGGGUCCCACAGCUCCGUCGGCUCUCCUCGCCCGUCCAGACCCCCCCCGGCCGAGCGGUCCUCUGAGGAAGGGGACGAAGUGGGGUCACCACACCGGGCCCCGGGCUCCGACGAAGGUCCACGUCCCGGCAGAACCGCCACCAGCAGGCCCUCGCUGCUACGCCCACACCAGUCCUCUGAGGAGGAGGAAGAGGAGGAGGAGGAGGAUGAUGAUGAUGGUAGAGAGGAAGGUGAGGAUGAAGAUCACAGAGAGUUAGGUCAUCGGACUGGGAGAGGUCAGUACGACCCCUAUGUUAUUGACUACUUAACUGCCCCUCGUCAAGUAGAGGCCGUCCCCCUGAUGUCCGUAACCACGAUACCGCUUAAGUCAACAACAACAAAAACAAUGGCUGCGGUUACCAGGACAACCCCCACAGACCACUCCAUGGAGCAGGCUGGGACCCCAACACGAACCUCAUGGAGACACCCGGCUACACCCACAGCGCGCCCCUCGUCGCCUCGACCAACGGCUUCGACCGAAGCCCCGCCCAUUCCUUCUGAAACAUCACAGGAGGAGGCGGAGCUUCCUCUGACCACUCCCCCUGACAACCCCCCGUCUCCGAACCCAGGAGGGGGCGUGGCACAGAAAAGGGCGGGGCUUCUCUCCUGGUCUCUGCUGGAGGCCAUGGGAAUGACAGACAUCGAGUUCCCCCCCGAGGGCCCAGUUCCGUCUCCCCCAGAGUGCAGCGAGGUCUUCACGGUGGCGGGGCGGGACGGCGGGCCGGGCCGCGCCCUGCCAGCGCUGGGCCAGAUGCUGCGCUGCCUGACGGGCCGCUGCCCCGAUGAGUUCAAGAUGUACGGCUGCUACUGCGGCCAGGAGGGCCGGGGGCCGCCGCAGGACCCCUUGGACCGCUGCUGCUUCCUCCACCAGUGCUGUCUGAGGCAGAUCUCCACCAUGGGCUGCAAGGCCGACCGCAGACUCAGCGCCCAGGUGUCCUGCGAGGGAGGGACCCCUCGCUGCCAGGGCCAGGGCCGGUGUGACAAGCUGCAGUGUGUGUGCGACAAGACCAGCGCAGAGUGCAUGGCGGCGGCCCACUUCAACCACAGCCGCCCCCCCGCCCAGUGCCAGGGGCCCGCGGCCCCCUGCAGGCGCCGGCCCAGACCCCGGCCCACACCCCCGCCCUCCAGCGAGGAGAGCCGGGAGUCCGCCGGUGGCCACUCGCACAUGGAGGGAGGGAAACACACGACGGCUCCUACCAGUGGACCUGCAGACAGUGAGGAGAGCGGGGAGGUGAGGCCGCGACCUCCUGCCAGACCCCCGCCCUCCAGGCCCCCACCUCUGGCCUCACGACCCCCACUUCCACCCUCAAGACCCCCACCUCCACCAUCCACUCCACCCCAACCCCCUCCCCACUCGGCCGCAGCUGCCUCCAGCGGGGAGACCUCCAGGCCCCAGAGACCCCCGACAUCCGGAGGGAUUCAACCCCACAACCACCAGCCCAUCAGACCCUUCAGACCCAGCCCCGGGCCCCUGGAGAGACCGGGGGCCCCGGAGAGACCAGGGCCCCCCCCGGCAGAGGCAGAGGAGGAGGAGGAGGAGGGGGGCGAGGAGGAGGAGGAAGAGGAUAAAAGAUGAAGGUGACGGUUCUCCUCAGCAGUGGUGGACAAUCCUUGGGUUUUCAAAGUAAAAGCCAUGGCAGAUUUCCCCAGGCGCUCAGCCUAGAUGCAGUCAUUAACGCGUUGAUUUCAAAAUAAAAGUGUUUCAAGUUAAUGAAUUGUUAAACGACUGUGGUGAUUUUACUUUGGCGGGGGGAGGAGGGUGUUAACGAGCAGUAUCUCUGGGGAGGUGGGGGGGUGUCCCCACAAUUAACACAUUGAGCUGCGUCUCCAGGCCUAUGUUAAUCCAACCUGCCGUCCAAAACACCUCGUAUUGUUUGGUCUUUCCCACAUGUUGAUACUAAAGGCAUAAAUUAAAUGUACUGUUCUUACAAUUAUUGAACAAUAAAAUUGAUA